AUGUUAGAUCCAUCCAAGCGCAAGAAAGCCUUUUCGCCCAAGGUUCGCACAGGAUGCGACGUCUGCAAAAAGCGGAGGAUAAAGUGUGAUGAAGCCAAACCGAGAUGUUUCCGGUGCAAACGAAGAGGUCUUCAAUGUCACUACAGUGCUCCGAAGGUGUGGAUCUUCGAGGCUCAUUCGAGCACCCAAGAACUUGGUGCCGUCGGACCUUCAGCCAGCUUUCAGGUGCUGGCACCCGUUUUCGAUGACACUACACAUGCAGAGGAGCGACAGGCAUUACAAUUCUUCGUGUCCAGCAUCGCACCGUGGAUGGCGGACCAUGGUGCACCAAACGCGCGUGGUUUUUGGGUUGCUACGGUGCCAAAGAUGUACCACGCGGUUCCCGCCACGAGGCAUCUGGUCACGGCACUUGGUUUGCUGGAAAUGCGAAUUGCGAAUACUGGCAGCGACGUGCUGAUCCAGCGCAGCAUGAAGAUCACCCAGCACUAUACCAAAGCACUACACGAGAUGGCUUCGCCGGCAGCGAACCGUGAUGAUAUGGCUGUUGGACCAAUACUUGCUUGGCUGCUAGAGGUUUUCAUGAACAAUGGCCCGAGCGCCGCCAUACACGCACACGCCGCCAGGAAGCUGGCCCCUGAGAUGCGGAACGGUAGGGGUGGGAGUGGUGUCCCUCAGUGUGAGCUCGACGCCGUGAUCUUCAACAUGCUCCGAUCCCGCGCUCUACGCGGAAGAUGCGACCUCCAGCCCUGUCAGGACACGUAUGUGGCCGAAGCUGUCACCUGGCGCAACAAACCCAUCGAAAAGAAGUCGACGGUCGAGAUUCGGCGAGCAUUCGAGGAUUACUUUGAGAAGUUCUCUCCUCAAACCAUGACAUCAGAUGAUGUUGUGGCCGCGGAAGAGUUCAUAACUAGAUGCGAAUCAGACAUCCUGGCCAACGCCUACCUUUCAGACGAGGCCUCGGUUACAUUCAGUGCGCUGCACUUCUUGUGCAUGCUGUCAAUGUUCGUUCUGCCUCAAGACAUUGUCAAGUACUUCCCUGGUACUGCCAGUGUCGCGUGUGGCUUGGAUUUUGUGCUGGAGAGUUGUGAGAAUAUGCUCGAGUUACGUCUGCCCAGGCAAUCCGACCAGGAGUCGUUACAGGAGAUAGUAGGGUUGAAUAUCCAUGUGCUCGGCCUCUUUGCUCCAAAGGGGUGGCAGAGGCGCAGAAGCGAUAGACUGAUACGAGUGGCUUGCAUGAGUCGCAAGUCUCUGAAGUCGAUUCGCGAAACGCGUUAG
Molecule: messenger RNA, 1275 nt
Organism: Cyphellophora europaea CBS 101466
Lineage: Eukaryota; Fungi; Ascomycota; Eurotiomycetes; Chaetothyriales; Cyphellophoraceae
Exons: 2
Coding region: 1-1275 (424 amino acids)
Biological process (GO): regulation of DNA-templated transcription
Molecular function (GO): zinc ion binding; DNA-binding transcription factor activity, RNA polymerase II-specific
Source: RefSeq, a predicted model, not a curated record